CAAGGGAUUCACCCACCUAAGCCUCCCACAGUGUUGGGAUUAUAGGUAUGGGCCACCAUGCCUCACCCUAGAGACUAUUUUUAAGACUAGUUUUAGGUUCUCAGAAAAAUGGAGAAGAUAGAGAUUUCCCAUAUCCCUCUGACCCCAUACACGCAUAAGCUCCCCAUGAUCCCCCACCAAAGUUGUACAUUUGUUAGAACUGAUGAACCUAUGUUGACAUUAUCGUCAUUGGAUUCUCAUUAUCAUCCAAGGUCCAUAUUUUACAUUAGGGUUCACUCUUGGUGCUUUACAUUCUAUGGGUUCAGACAAGUAUAUAAUAACAUGUAUUCACCAUUAUAGUAUCAUACGGAGUAUUUUCACUGCCCUAAAAAUCCUUCUGGGCUUUGCCUGUUCAUUCCUCUCUUACUCCUAAUUCCUGGCAACCACUGAUACUUUUGCCUUUUCUAGAAUAUCAUAUAUUUGGAAUCAUACAGUAGAUAGCCUUUUCAGAUAGAUUUCUUUCACUUAGUAAUAUGCACUUAAGUUUUCUCCAGGUCUUUUUUUUGGCUUGAUAGCUCAUUUCUUUUUAGUGCUGAAUCAUAUUUCAUUGUCUUAAUGAACCACAGUUUAUUUAGCCAUUCACCUACAGAAGGACAUUUGGUUGCUUCCAAGUUUUGGCAAUUAUGGAUAAAGCUGCUAUCAACAUCCAUAUACAGGUUUUCAUGUAGACACUCCCUCAGCACUGGACAGCCGAGACCACGAAGGACUUGGGACCCUUUCUAGUACUUUUCUCAGGAGAUGAAUUAAGCUCUAUAGCCACAAAGUUUCCUGAGAUCCUUCUGCAAGCAGCUUCCAAGAUGGCCAGGACCCUGCCCCCUAAAGAAUUCCUCUGGGCUGUCUUUCAAUCUGUUCGGAACAGCAGUGAUAAGAUCCCCAGCUCUGACCCUAUGCCUAGUUGCCAUGGAGUCGUGGCCCCCUCUUCUGAUGACAUCUUCAAGUUGGCCGAAGCCAAUGCCUGCUGGGCCCUGGAGGACCUGCGGUGCAUGGAGGAAGACACAUUCAUCAGGACUGUGGAACUGCUGGGAGCUGUCCAGGGUUUCAGCCGGCCUCAGCUGAUGACCCUGAAGGAGAAAGCAAUACAGGUUUGGGACAUGCCAUCUUACUGGAGAGAACACCAUAUCGUCUCCCUGGGGUGCAUUGCUCUGGCUCUUAAUGAGAGUGAGCUGGAGCAGCUGGACCUCAGCUCCAUAGACACUGUGGCUUCCCUAAGCUGGCAAACAGAAUGGACCCCGGGACAGGCUGAAUCCAUUUUGCAAGGGUACCUGGAUGAUUCAGGAUACAGUAUCCAGGACCUGAAGAGCUUUCAUUUGGUAGGACUUGGUGCAACCCUGUGUGCUAUAAACAUCACUGAAAUCCCACUUAUAAAGAUCUCAGAAUUCAGGGUGGUAGUGGCCAGAAUUGGGACCCUGCUCUGCAGCACACAUGUCUUAGCCGAGUUUAAGAGGAAGGCUGAAGUUGUGUUUGGGGAUCCCACUGAGUGGACCAGUUCUGUCUUGCAGGAGCUUGGGACCAUUGCAGCUGGAUUAACUAAGGCAGAGCUCCGGAUGCUUGACAAGGAUUUGAUGCCAUAUUUCCAGCCAUCAGCAAUAAAAUGCCUUCCUGAUGAGAUAUUCAAAGAGCUGUCCGCGGAGCAGAUCGCCUCCCUGGGUCCGGAGAACGCCGCGGCGGUGACCCACGCCCAGCGCCGGCGGCUCAGUCCACUGCAGCUGCAGAGCCUCCAGCAGGCGCUAGAUGGCGCCAAGACUCACUCCUGGCAGGACGCGCCCGCUAGCGCCGGUCCCACUAGAACCUCAUCCUCGCGUUCUCCCGCAGGAGCUCUCCAGUCGUGGGGUCUUUGGCUUGGUUGUCCCCUGCUGGUUCUAAUGGCCAAGCUCCUGUGGUGUCUUCCAUUUCCUUGGGACUCAGCUGAAUGGAUGGCUGUGAAGUUAUCAUUAAACUCUCAAAAUAUUCCCUGUUUUUGGUGGAGAUGGUGGUGGCUCUUCUGGUUUUAAGUUGCUCUGGGCUUUGGGGAAUUGGUUGAAAUAAAAAAUAAAAGUACAUUGGGUAAGUCAGUCACUGAUGUGAUCCUGGCGGCCU
This is a messenger RNA of Pan troglodytes (chimpanzee), 2115 nucleotides long. RefSeq names its product otoancorin-like. Lineage: Eukaryota; Metazoa; Chordata; Mammalia; Primates; Hominidae. Gene Ontology annotation, biological process: cell-matrix adhesion. Bases 837 to 2030 code for a protein of 397 amino acids. The record is from RefSeq and is a predicted model, not a curated record. The transcript has 11 exons. Gene Ontology annotation, cellular component: cell surface.